Molecule: messenger RNA, 4171 nt
Organism: Megalops cyprinoides (Indo-Pacific tarpon)
Lineage: Eukaryota; Metazoa; Chordata; Actinopteri; Elopiformes; Megalopidae
Product: F-BAR domain only protein 1-like
Exons: 27
Coding region: 110-3601 (1163 amino acids)
Biological process (GO): clathrin-dependent endocytosis; clathrin coat assembly
Cellular component (GO): clathrin-coated pit; clathrin-coated vesicle; plasma membrane
Source: RefSeq, a predicted model, not a curated record
AAUUACACAUCGGUCGGACGUGUGGACAAGUGUAAGAGAGUGGAGAAAAUGUCCUGCAUUGCUUUACAUGAACAUAUAUUCAGAUCUUGGUAAAACUCUCUGAGCAAAGAUGGCAUUCUUCAAGAAUAACUUCUGGGGGGAGAAAAACGCGGGCUUCGAUGUGCUCUACCACAACAUGAAGCACGGACAGCUUGCCACCAAAGAGCUGGCAGAGUUUGUGCGAGAGAGGGCAGCCAUUGAAGAAACAUACUCCAAGUCCAUGAGCAAACUGGCCAAGAUAGCAAGUAAUGGAAGCUCUUUGGGGACUUUUGCCCCCUUGUGGGAUGUGUUCCGGGUGUCGUCAGACAAGCUGGCCCUCUGCCACCUGGAGCUGAUGAGGAAGAUGAACUCCCUCAUCAACGACAUCAACAAAUAUGGGGAAGAGCAGGUCAAAAUUCACCGCAAGACGAAGGAGGAGGUGAUGGGCACGCUGGAAGCCGUGCAGACGCUGCAGGCGCAAAGCAGCCAGCUGCAGAAGUCCCGGGAGAACUACCACAGCAAGUGCGUGGAGCUGGACCGUCUGCGCAGGGAGGGCGCCCCACAGAAGGAGCUGGAGAAGGCGGAGGUGAAGUCGAAGAAGGCAGCGGAGUCCUUCAGCUCCUGUGUGGAGAAGUACAACCGAGUGGGUGGAGACUUCGAACAGAAAAUGACUGAAUCAGCACAGAAGUUUCAGGACCUGGAGGAGACCCAUCUGCGGCAGAUGAAGCACCUGAUAAAGGCAUACUCCCACUCCAUCGAGGACACACACGUGCAGGUCGGACAGGUACACGAGGAGUUCAAGCAGAACGUGGAGAACAUCGGCAUCGAGAACCUCAUCAAGAAGUUUGCUGAGCAGAAGGGCACAGGGACAGAUCGGCCAGCUCCGGUGGGCUUUGAGGAGUACAGCUCCAGCGGGGCACCAGAGGGGGGCAAGAAGAGCCGUGCCAAAGCCUUCCGAAUCCCCGGGCUGGGCAAGAGGGACAAAGAGCCCGACUCCACGGACACGGCUGUCACAGAGGCUCCGAAUUCCCCACAGGUGGAUGAGGAGGGAUUCGUAAUCCGAGCAGAUGUCAAUCAGAAUGGCUGCUCCCAGGAUAAAGAUGGCAGCUUCUACUCUAGCGACUCAGACUUCGAUGAUGACGAGCCGAAGAAGUUCAACAUCCAGAUUCGGCCAGUGGGCACCAGUGGGAGGAGCCACGCGCCCGCCGAAGAGCUGAGGGCCACUGUGGGGGCCCUGACUCUGCCCCCCAACAGAGGGGUCUCCAUCAAGAGGCAUCUCUCUAGGAGUUCCAGCCGCACAGCUGGAGCACGCUCAGAAGGAGAGGGGGAUGGUGCCCCCCACAGGGACGGUGAAAAGGAAGGACUGAGGAGAUCGACCUCCAGCCCUGACCAUAGCAGGCUGACUUCUACCGUCUCGGCUCCGGAGAAGCUUUUUGGACCUCCGCUGGACUCUGCCUUCAAGCCCAAUAAUUUUGCAGAUGCUGCCUUCUCCUCUGACUCCUCCUCCCCAGAGAAUGUGGAGGACUCGGGGCUGGAUUCACCUUCCCAUCAGCCCCUAGGGCCCUCUCCAGAGCCAACCGCCUGGGCAGCCUGGCCAAUGGCAACACAGAGCAGAGAGUCAGCCAGUUUGGGCAGGGCCUCCGACCCCUUCUUGACAGCCUUCCGUGACCCCUCCCCCGGGCGCACCCCUCCAGCGCAGGAUGACCCGGCCACGAUGUGGGCCACCACGCCCCGCUCCCCGCGGCCCAUGCCCGACAUGGACCCCUCCUUCUUUGGCUUCCCCGCCUUCGGCCGCCCCCUGGCCCCCGCCGAGCUGGAGCCCCCCAUGUGGAGCUGCAAGCACAUCCCUCCGGAGGACCCCUUCCUCGCUGCCUUCGAGAGGACCACCGCCCCCGAGCCAGCGGCUUCCCCCGAGCCCUGGGCCCCGGCCCGACCCCGCCUGACCCGGGACGGCAGGGGGCUUGACGGGCGCGGCGAUCCCUUCUCCGUUUCCCACGGAGACAGCAAGACGGCCACCACCUCCUCUUCGUCCUCAUCCCAGAAGGAGAGGGACAGGGGGGCCCCCAUCCUGGAGUCCCCUGAGGACCCCUUCUCCAUCACCAUGAUCGGGAGCCCCUCCCACCAGUCCUCCCUAGCUGCUGCUGCAGUGGCUCAAAGCUCCACCAGCAACAGUGGCAGCAGCCGAUUGGCUCCCAGCUCCAGCUCUGGCCCCACCUCCAGCCACGGCCCAAGGCCCCGGAAGGAGCUGGUGCGCUGGAACUCGGUGCACAACCCUUUCAGUGAGGCCACCAUGGGUGCGGCUCCAGCGGGGGCAGGAGGCGGGCGCGACGGGGCCAGGAAGCAGCGAGCCUCAGAGGGGGCACCUCGCAGGAAGGGUCUGCCCCUCACAAGGCAUUCUGGGCCACAGGAAGACCUCUGCUUCUCUACUGACAACGACCAGAACUGCUUGAGCCUGGGCACACAGCCUCCACACACUGGAGACACACCCCCUCCCUCUCGACGGGACAGCGCCGAGAUGCUUCUGGCGGCCCCGCCCCGCCCAUCCCGGGCCAGGAGGGUGUCUGCAGGCCGGCAGGGGGCCUGCGAGCGGUCCAGGUCUCUGUGCUCCUCUCCCCUGCCUGGCCCAAGCCCCCCGCUCACCUCGUCCUCCUCCUCCUCCUCCAGCCCCAGCGAGUGGGGGGGCCAGACGUCCACCCCGCGAGCUCCCAGUCCCGCCAGAGCUGGGUUGUCCCGAGGACCCAGCCCAAUCUCCCUCAGCACCCAGGAGGCCUGGCCAGUAGCCGCAGCCAUCACGGAGUACAUCAAUGCUUACUUCAAGGGUGGAGAGCACAACCGCUGUCUGGUGAAGAUCACCGGUGACCUCACCAUGUCCUUUCCGGCCGGAAUCUCUCGCAUCUUCACUGCCAACCCCAACGCCCCUGUCCUCAGCUUCCGAUUGGUCAACAUUGCCAGAGUAGACCACUUCCUGCCAAAUCAAAAGCUGCUCUACAGUGACCCCUCUCAGAGUGACCCAGACACAAGGGACUUCUGGUUCAACAUGCAGGCGCUUAACGUAUAUCUCCAGAGGGAAGCUGAACUCAACCCGGGGGCCUCCUACUAUAAUGUAACCCUACUGAAAUACCAGGUGUCGUCCCAGGAUCCCGGCAGCGCCCCCUUGCUGCUGUCCGCAGAAUGCCAGCGCAGCGGCACGGUGACCCGCGUGUCGCUGGACUACCACUGCUGCCCCGCCACGGCCCCCGCCGCCCAGCUGACGGGCGUGCAGGUCCUGAUGGCCCUCGACCACACCGCCACCGACCUGCAGUGCCAGCCCCCCGCGACAUGGAACGCCGAGGAGAGACGGCUGCUGUGGAAACUGCCCAACCUGUCCCCCACCAAUCACAGCAAAGGUUCGGGCACGCUCUGCGCCAGCUGGCAGUGCCUGGAGGUGCCGCGGGGCCCGCCGCCCAGCCUGCUGGUGCAGUUCGUGGGCUCGGGGGCCUCCCUGUCGGGCAUGGACGUGCAGCUGGUGGGCAACCGGUACCGCAUGUCCCUGGUGAAGAAGAGGUUUGCCACAGGGAAGUACAUGGCUGGUUGCUCGAUGUGAGUGACAGGGAGCUUCCAGGGAGCUUCAGAAACGCAGCCAACAGCACUUUCAGCUCCCUUGUGGCCUUCUGACGACGAGCCCAGGACAGAGGGGUGUCACUCGCCGGGGACAGGAGACAACCUGGGGACCGCGGACAGUCCGACACCUCUGCGUGAACGUGCACUUAGCAGGAAUCGUGCCCCUUAGACACAAGAUCCAAGUACUAAUGAGACCGAGCCUUGUUCUCUGUUAGCUCACAGUUUAGAAACCCCCACCCCCUUUUUCUUGGGAGUUGUUCUUUUCUCUUUGUUCGUGCUGUAUGCAAUGUGAGUUGUGUGUGCCUUGGGUGAACACCUUGAACUGGAAGGGAUGGACAAAGGAACAUGUACAGUAUAUACAGAAUAUAUUUGUGUAUAUGCUCUCAUACAUAUGUAUCUGGAAUGGAAUUGCCAUGAAAACUUGAAUUUUUAUAUUUAUACAUUAUACAAGAUAGAUACAAUAGUUGAUUAUACACAUGUAUCUAGGUUGUAGAUUAUGUGUGGAGUUCUAAUUUUACAGGAUAGUUCUGUACAGGUCAGUGGUUUAAUUUGC